Messenger RNA from Ictidomys tridecemlineatus (thirteen-lined ground squirrel), 1203 nucleotides. NCBI's taxonomy places the organism in Eukaryota, Metazoa, Chordata, Mammalia, Rodentia, Sciuridae. The record is from RefSeq and is a predicted model, not a curated record.
AUGCGCUACUACACCCAGCAGAUAAAAUUAGCCACAUUUCAAGACAUCACCCCACUGCAAGUGGUCCUGCCUAACACUGCCCUGCAUCUUAAGGCGCUGCUGGACUUUGAGGAUAAGGAUGGAUACAAGAUAGUAGCAGGAGACGAAUGGCUAUUUGAGGGACCAGGCACGUACAUCCCCCGGAAGGAGGUGGAGGUUGUGGAGAUCAUUCAGGCUACUGUCAUCAGACAGAAUCAGGCACUGAGGCUGAGGGCCCGCAAGGAGUGCUUGGACCGGGAUGGCAAGGAGAGGGUGACAGGAGAAGAAUGGCUGGUCCGCUCUGUGGGUGCAUAUCUCCCAGCAGUGUUCGAGGAGGUUCUGGAUUUGGUGGAUGCUGUAAUCCUUACGGAAAAGACAGCCCUGCACCUCCGGGCUCGGCAGAACUUCCAGGACUUGCGUGGAGUGACCCGCCGCACUGGGGAGGAGUGGCUGGUGACAGUCCAGGACACGGCAGCUCACGUGCCCGAUGUCCAUGAGGAAGUACUAGGAGUCGUGCCCAUCACCACACUGGGCCCCCAAAACUACUGUGUGGUCCUUGACCCCGUGGGACCAGAUGGCAAGAACCAGCUGGGACAAAAGCGGGUCAUCAAGGGAGAGAAGUCUUUUUUCCUGCAGCCAGGGGAGAGGCUGGAGCGAGGCAUUCAAGAUGUGUAUGUGCUGUCAGAGCAGCAGGGGCUGCUGCUGAGGGCUCUGCAGUCCCUGGAGGAGGGGGAGGAGGAGGAGAAGGUCUCCCACCAGGCGGGGGACCGCUGGCUCAUCCGAGGGCCCCUGGAGUAUGUGCCAUCUGCCAAGGUGGAGGUGGUGGAGGAGCGGCAGGCCAUCCCUCUGGACGAGAAUGAGGGCAUCUAUGUGCAGGACGUCAAGACUGGAAGGGUACGUGCUGUGAUCGGAAGCACCUACAUGCACGAGGCCCAGAGAUUGGAACAAGAAGCCCGAGGCCGACUAGAGAGGCAGAAGAUCUUGGACCAAUCAGAAGCUGAAAAAGCUCGCAAAGAACUCCUGGAGCUUGAAGCUUUGAGCAUGGCGGUAGAGAGCACCGGGACUGCCAAGGCUGAGGCUGAGUCCCGUGCAGAGGCUGCGCGGAUUGAGGGCGAAGGCUCUGUGCUGCAGGCCAAGCUGAAGGCACAGGCUUUGGCCAUUGAGACGAUGGGGAUGUUGCAGUGA